AUGUCGCUUUACUACGAGGCAGCUUCAGUGCUGGCCAACUCCGACAACGCCGGAGGUUCUUUGAAGUCUAGACUAUAUAGACAAACCGAUCUAAAGAGUUCGCCCGCCCAACUGUUUGCUCUGAUCAGCGAAGCAUCCAAGUGGUCAUUGGUGCUGAAGGAUGUCAUAGAAAAAUGCGGUCUUUUACGUGAAGAGAAGAAACUUACUCCUAUCCUCGCCUUGCUACUUUGUCAUGACCUGAUUGUCUCCAAGAACGGUGUAGCUGCACCUGCCAACCAUGUUCUCAAGCUUGCAAUCAGUAGACACAAAGCUAGGCUGAGUGCCGAGUUCACCAAAGCACGCAUUCGCCGCGGUUAUCCAACCCUUGAAUCAUUCAGAGGCGCUGUGAAUGAUGGAGCGCUGGAAGAACAGCCGUCUUCUGGUGUGAAAACAAAGCAUCCUCGCUGGAUCCGCGUGAACACGCUCAAAACCAAUCUCGAGGAACUCAUCACGACAAACUUUGCGGAAUACGAGAAAGCAGAGACUUUGAGCCAAGUCAUGGCGGCUUCGGGCUCGACAAAGAUAUACUUCCGAGACCCUAACAUUCCAAAUUUGCUGGCCUUCCCUCCCAAAAUCGACAUCAGCAAGUCCAGCGUCUAUACCAGUGGCAAGAUCAUACUCCAAGACAAGGCUUCUUGCUUUCCAGCCUACCUGCUGAACGUUGCUCCUGGGGAUGGGGACAUCAUUGACGGGUGUGCGGCUCCCGGUAACAAGACCACACAUCUGGCUGCCUUGGUAUCAAGCUGUACAUCCGACAAUCAAAAACCAAGCAAAGUUAUUGCAUUCGAAAGGGACAAGACAAGAGCCAAUAUUUUGCAGAAGAUGGUCAAGUUGGCGGCUGCGGACGGGAUCACUUCAGUCAAAGCCGGCGCAGACUUCUUGGCAGCUUCGCCUGGUACCGAGGAGUUCUCCAAUGUGGGCGCUAUACUACUCGACCCAAGUUGUUCCGGAAGUGGGAUCGUAGGACGCGACGAUUCAGUUCAAAUGCACUUACCAGACGCUUCUUCCCAGUCUGCUGCAGUGCCGGGCUCCCAGAGCUCGAAGAAAAGAAAGCGCACUGAUCCAUCCAAACCCAAGGUCGAACCGACUACAGCAGUCAAUUUUGCAUUAGAUGAUUCCGCGAAUGAGGAAACACCUUUGGAGGAGGACAAGACAUCUGAGCGCCUCACUGCUCUCUCCACAUUUCAACUUCGCAUACUUACUCAUGCCAUGCAUUUUCCGAAUGCCCACAAGAUCACAUAUUCCACAUGUUCGAUUCAUUUUGAAGAGAACGAAGGGGUGGUUGCACGAGCGUUAGCCUCGCCUGUAGCGCAGAGCAGAGGUUGGCGAAUCCUUAGCAGAGCUGAACAGGUGGAUGGACUACGUCAGUGGCAGAGGCGUGGGCUAUGGGAGGACGAGAAAUUCGGAGAGCAAGCCGAGCUGGAUCAUGAUCAAAAACAGCUGAUCAGCGAUGCAUGUAUUCGCUGUGAAAAAGGCACCGAGGAAGGCACCAUGGGUUUCUUCGUCGCGGCCCUCGUGAGGGAUGCAGGCCCCAAUUUCAAUUCAGGCACUGCGACACUGCACCAUACUGCAGACGACAGCGAGGAAUGGAAGGGUUUUGACGAUGUAGAUGUCACGGAGGACAAACCUAUUAGAAGUGUAUCACCUACGUCGCAACAUUCAAAAAAGAAGAGAAAGAAGGCGCGCAAAAACAGGGUUUAA
Periconia digitata is the source of this 1740-nucleotide messenger RNA. NCBI's taxonomy places the organism in Eukaryota, Fungi, Ascomycota, Dothideomycetes, Pleosporales, Periconiaceae. The record is from the annotation of a GenBank genome assembly.